AUGUCUCCAACCACAACGGGGCCGUUGCCCGAUGCCAAGAAGCUCACCGAAGAGCAAAUCGCGAUGAAAAAGCUCGACUCAAUCACAGCAGGUGAAGUCGUCGAGCUUGACGCUACAGAAACAUUUCUCCGUCAACACAACUUCACAAAUGAGUACAUCGGCGAAUUGUUGACGGAUACAGAGCUCAACAAGAAACUCAUCCGAAAGGUUGACAUGAUCCUCCUCCCCAUGUUGAUGGGCACAUACAUGCUUCAGUACAUCGAUAAGAAUGCAUUGAGUUACGCAGCGGUUUUCGACCUCUUUACAGACACCGGAGUAUCAUCAGAUCAAUAUUCCUGGUUUGCCUCGAUUUUCUAUUUCGCUUACAUGGCUGCGGAAUACCCUUGGCUGUUUCUCGCACAGAAAACGCGAAUGGCUAAGGUUGUCAGUGGUUGUGUAAUGGGAUGGGGGAGCGUGUUGUUGUUGACCACUGCGGGAAAUAACUUUGGUUCGUUGGCCACGUGCAGAUUUUUCCUUGGCGUCUUUGAGGCGCCCAUCACGACGUGUUUCAUGAUGAUCGUUUCGAUGUGGUAUACGCGUGAGCAGCAGCCAUUCAGAGCUGGUAUCUUCUACUGCUGUAAUGGCGUUGGAGCUAUGCUCGGUGGCAUUCUUACCUAUGGCAUUGGCCAGAUUAAGAACUUUCCCGUCUGGAAGGCUGUUUUCAUGACAUGCGGAGGCAUGACAGUCGUCUGGGGGUUUGUCCUCCUCUUCUUCCUCCCCGACAGCAUCAUGUCAGCUCGCCACUUCACCCUUGAAGAACGAGCCCUACUCAUCGGCCGUGGUCGUCUCGCUCGAACUGGUGUCUUAAACAAGACCAUCAAGUGGAACCAAAUUCGGGAGGCUUUCAUCGAUCCACAAGUCUGGCUUCUUGUCUUGUUCAUACUCCUCAACGAGACCAUCAACGGAGGUAUCGCCAACUUCGGUAAGCUCAUCAUCAAGGGCGUUGUCAAGGACCCCCUUGAGACAGUCGCUCUUGGUAUCCCUAUGGGCGCAUUCCAAGUCAUGUACAUUUUAUCAGGCACUUUCUUGGCUUCGCGCAUCAAGAACUGCCGAACUAUCAUCAUGGCUGUCUAUCUUAUUCCCACCAUGAUUGGAGUCUGCCUGCUCUGGAAGCUUGAUCGUGAGCAUCACAAGAUCGGCGUGCUUUUUGGUUAUUACAUCAUCGGCGCCUUUGUCUGCUCUCUGGUCCUCGCGAUGCAGAUGCCCGCUAGCAAUCUCGGCGGCUACACCAAGCGCAUCACUGCUUCAGCAAUGGUAUUCAUCGCCUAUUGUGUGGGUAAUGUCAUCGGCCCUCAUGCUUUCUUGGGCUCGGAAGCGCCUCUGUAUCCAUCCGGCUGCAUUACGAUUCUCAGCUGUUCGGUUGCGCAGAUGGUCGUCGCAAUUAUGCUUCGAGUACUCUUGUCCAGACGAAAUGCACAACGAGAUGCCGCCGCUGCGGCUAUUGGGACGAAUAAUGAGGAUGCAUCUGAAGUGGAUGGAGCUGAUUUAACAGAUUUCGAGAACCCUCAUUUCCGUUACGUGCUCUGA
Molecule: messenger RNA, 1566 nt
Organism: Fusarium musae
Lineage: Eukaryota; Fungi; Ascomycota; Sordariomycetes; Hypocreales; Nectriaceae
Exons: 3
Coding region: 1-1566 (521 amino acids)
Biological process (GO): transmembrane transport
Cellular component (GO): membrane
Molecular function (GO): transmembrane transporter activity
Source: RefSeq, a predicted model, not a curated record